AUGGCACGUUCGCGAAUCUAUGACAACAAAUUCUACUACCUGAAUAUAUACCAGGUAGAAGAAAAUCCCAUACCUGAGCUAGGGGCAGCAUCAAGGGCCGAAGACAAUGGUGGCCAAGGAGAUCCAGGCCUCAUGGGUAAUAUGAACCCCGAGGGCAACAUGAACCCCGAGGGUCGCAUGAGUCCUGAUGGCGGCGUGAUUCACGAGGGCGGAGGUGGAAACCAAGAGCCUGUGCAGCAACAGCGGCCCUGGGAGGAGCCGGCCCAGGCGGCCAUGGAGGAUCCGCAACCCGAGAACUGGGAGCCACCAAUCCGGCGCAAGAAGUUCACGCGGCUGCAGGUACAGGAGCUGGAAAGCAUUUUUGAAUUCACUCAAUACCCUGAUGUGUUCACAAGAAGGGAACUUGCCGAUGCCAUCGGAGUGCCUGAAGACAAAGUGCGGGUUUGGUUUAAGAAUAAAAGGGCCAGGUGUAGACGACAACAGAGGCAAUUAAUGCUCGCCAAUGAACCACCUCCUGAACCAUCUUCUGAUCCAGAUGACAGUUUCUACAUCGUCUUGGAUUAGCCCUAGAAUGCUAUCCUUCUUCAGGAGCUAGUUUGGAGACGGGUUUUUCUGGUGCCACUGACACCUGGGCUGCCCAUGCCACUCAUGCUGCCCUUAUCUCCUUUAAAGUUAUGUUAUAUCAAUAAAGAGGCAAAUUCUCAAUA
Molecule: messenger RNA, 707 nt
Organism: Sapajus apella (tufted capuchin)
Lineage: Eukaryota; Metazoa; Chordata; Mammalia; Primates; Cebidae
Gene: RHOXF1
Product: Rhox homeobox family member 1
Exons: 4
Coding region: 1-564 (187 amino acids)
Biological process (GO): regulation of transcription by RNA polymerase II
Molecular function (GO): RNA polymerase II transcription regulatory region sequence-specific DNA binding; DNA-binding transcription factor activity, RNA polymerase II-specific
Source: RefSeq, a predicted model, not a curated record